This is a messenger RNA of Salvia miltiorrhiza (redroot sage), 2122 nucleotides long. Its product is annotated as glutathione hydrolase 1-like. The coding region runs from base 229 to 1944 and encodes 571 amino acids. Gene Ontology annotation, molecular function: glutathione gamma-glutamate hydrolase. Gene Ontology annotation, cellular component: plasma membrane. The record is from RefSeq and is a predicted model, not a curated record. Gene Ontology annotation, biological process: glutathione catabolic process. NCBI's taxonomy places the organism in Eukaryota, Viridiplantae, Streptophyta, Magnoliopsida, Lamiales, Lamiaceae. The transcript has 6 exons.
AUAUCUAAAACAUUAAAAAUGUGUAGCCAAAAAAAAAAAGUGGCACAGAUUUUAUCUUUGCAAGCAAAAAGCACCAAGUAAGACAAUCCAAAAACAAUCUCUCGUAAACACCUUUAGCCAUUUCUUGGCAAGAGUAAAAGGGAAUAAAUGAAAUUAGUCUCUCACAAAUUGUGAUAUAUUUACUUGAGUUUGUAGUUUUCUUCUACCGAUCAUUUGCAGCUACGACCGAUGUCGUGGUGGAUGACCUCUGUAUGGCAGUUUCUCUUGCUGUCGUCGUCGUUUGCUGCUGCUGCAGCCAGCGAUGGCAGGCGGCAGAGCGUCACUGUAGAGCACGGGGUCGUGGCCACUGACCACGGCCUGUGCUCGAGGAUCGGGAGGGACGUGCUCGUGGAGGGCGGACAUGCAGUGGACGCAGCUGUGGCUGCCGCCCUCUGCCUCGGAGUCGUCAACCCCGCCUCCAGCGGCAUUGGCGGCGGCGCGUUCAUGCUGGUCCGUCUAGCCGGUGGCGACGCGGAAGCCUACGACAUGAGAGAAACGGCUCCAAAACAUGCUUCCGAGAACAUGUAUGCAGGGAAUGCUGCUCUGAAAGCUAGCGGGGCGCUGUCCGUAGCAGUUCCUGGCGAGCUGGCGGGUCUGGCGGAGGUGUGGAGGAGACACGGCCGGCUUCCAUGGAGGAGGCUGGUUGCGCCCGCCGCGCUAGUUGCGGAGAAGGGUUUCAAGAUAUCGCCGUAUCUGCAUAUGCAGAUGGUGAGCUCGGAGUCGAAGAUUAUGGCUGAUGAGGGGCUUCGUGAUGUGUUCACACGGAACGGGAGCCUGCUAAGGCCGGGCGAUGUGUGCCACAACAAGCCUCUGGCGAAGACGCUUGCUGUGAUCUCAAUGGCGGGAAUAAGGGUAUUUUAUAACGGCUCUGUCGGGCAAAGCCUGGUCAGGGACGUGGGGAAGGGCGGAGGAGUGUUAAGUAUGGAGGACUUGGAGAGGUACAGAGUGGAGCUGAGGAGAGCGGUGAGGGCGAACGUGAUGGGAGUCGAGGUGGUAGGCAUGCCCCCGCCUUCGUCUGGGGGGGCGGCUAUGGUGCUUAUGCUGAACAUUCUGGCGGGGUACAGGGACAACUCGGAUAUUCCGAGGUCCCUGAUGGUCCACCGCCAGAUUGAGGCUCUGAAGAACGCAUUUGCGGUGAGGAUGAACCUCGGCGAUCCGGAUUUUGUCGACGUGCGACGGGUGUUGAAGGAUAUGUUGUCCGAAGAAUUUGCUGCGCAGCUGAGGAAGACUAUUUUGGACAAUGCAACGUUUAAUUCCAGCCAUUAUGGUGGGAGAUGGAACCAGAUCCACGAUCACGGCACGAGCCACAUUUCCAUCGUGGAUAGCGAACGCAAUGCAGUGUCCAUGACCACCACCAUCAACUCGUAUUUCGGAUCCAAGUUCAUGUCGCCAAGCACCGGAAUCAUCCUCAACAACGAAAUGGAUGACUUUUCCGUGCCUGAAAACGCCACAACAGACGUGCCGCCUCCUGCUCCGGCCAACUUCAUCCUCCCCGGGAAGAGGCCGUUGUCGUCCAUGACGCCUACAAUCCUUCUCAAGAAUGGAGAGCUGAAAGCAGUUAUAGGUGCAAGUGGAGGGGCAAUGAUAAUAGCAGGAACAACUGAAGUUUUGCUAAACCAUUUAGCAAGAGGGAUGGAUCCACUCUCUUCUGUUGUAGCUCCAAGGUCUUACCAUCAAGUAAGUGUUGUAAAGCACAUGCAUCUUACUAGUACCGUUGUUUCUAACAUUGCUCGUCGCCUCUGCUGCAGCUCAUCCCCAACGUACUUCAGUACGAGAACUGGACGGUGCCAACGGGCGGCCAUUUUGAGGUACCGGUCGAGACGAGAGCCGAGCUGGCAAAGAAGGGCCAUGUCCUUGAGAGCCUUGCCGGUGGCACAAUAUGCCAAUUUGUGGUUCAACAAAUGAAUGGCUCAAUGCUUGUUGGUGUGAGUGAUCCUAGAAAGGGUGGAUUUCCAGCUGGUUUUUGAGCAAUAUCAAGAUUCACCUCCAAUUUGUUCUCAUAUUCUAUAAAAGAAAACAAGAGUAAUGACAUUCAAUGCGACUUAGUUGGUGGAAUGAACAAUUUCGAUCUGAAUCCCACCAA